AUGGUGUCACCAACAAACUAUACUACACCAAUAGUAGUAUCAGUAACAGGAAACUCUAGUCCACUAGGUGGUAUUGAAGAGGUGCUCAACCCAACCCUCCACCAUGAGUGUGAUAAUGUGGUGAACUGUCAUGAGAAAACAGGAAUGGAUUACAUCGGAGAAAGCAGACCAUUUAUGGAGCUUCUGGGUUCCUGGUCUUUCAGCAGACCCCAGAGGCCACAUACGGGCUGUGUGUUUAGCAGCUGCCACCAGUGCCCGUCAGUUAGAGUGCCCUGGCACUCGCUGUGCAGACAUGCCAUUGGUGGCAUACCUGUGCUUCUUACACCUUCUCUUUUUGCAGGAGACUUCUCUUUUGCAGGACAAAGUCCUUUUCUUCUUGACUUUUUCUUCCUAUUUCUUGUUUCAGAUGAAGAGGAAGCCUCCACGCCUAGUGCCGUGCCUCCAGGUGUGGGUAGUCGGGCCCUGGAAAGAAAAGAUUCAGAAUGGUCUCUUGGCGAAUCGCCUGCUACGGAGGAACAAGACAAGCAGAACGCCAAUUCCCAGCUGUCCACCCUCUUCGUGGAGAAGCCUCAAACAGGAUCAGUGAAAGUUGGUGAAAAUAUCACCUUUAUAGCCAAAGUCAAGGCUGAAGACCUUCUUAGAAAACCCACCAUCAAAUGGUUCAAAGGGAAAUGGAUGGAUCUGGCCAGCAAAGCUGGGAAGCACCUUCAGCUGAAGGAAACCUUCGAAAGGCAAACCCGGAUGUACACAUUUGAGAUGCAGAUCAUCAAGGCCAAAGAGAACUAUGCAGGAAACUACAGGUGUGAGGUCACCUAUAAGGAUAAGUUUGACAGCUGCACAUUCGAUCUUGAAGUACAUGAAUCUACUGGGACUACUCCAAACAUUGACAUCAGAUCUGCUUUCAAGAGAAGUGGAGAAGGUCAAGAGGAUGCAGGGGAGCUUGACUUUAGUGGUCUCCUGAAACGUAGGGAGGUGAAGCCUCAGGAGGAAGAACCCGAGGUAGACGUGUGGGAGCUGCUGAAGAACGCGAACCCCAACGAGUAUGAGAAGAUCGCCUUCCAGUACGGCAUCACCGACCUGCGCGGCAUGCUCAGGCGGCUCAAGCGCAUGCGCAGAGUGGAGAAGAAGAGCGCAGCUUUUGCAAAAAUUCUUGACCCUGCAUAUCAGGUUGAUAAAGGAGGCAGAGUAAGGUUUGUUGUGGAACUGGCAGACCCAAAGUUGGAGGUGAAAUGGUAUAAAAAUGGUCAAGAGAUUCGACCCAGUACAAAAUACAUCUUUGAGCAUAAAGGAUGUGAAAGAAUCAUGUUUAUCAAUAACUGUGCGCUAACGGAUGAUUCAGAGUAUUAUGUGACAGCUGGUGAUGAGAAAUGUUCCACCGAGCUGUUUGUGCGAGAGCCUCCAAUUAUGGUAACCAAACAGCUGGAAGAUAUGAAUGCUUACUGCGGGGAAAGAGUGGAAUUAGAAUGUGAGGUGUCGGAAGAUGAUGCUAAUGUGAAAUGGUUUAAGAAUGGUGAGGAGAUUAUUCCUGGUCCAAAAUCAAGAUAUCGAAUUAAAGUUGAGGGCAAAAAACAUAUUUUGAUCAUAGAGGGAGCAACGAAGGCUGACAGUGCAGAAUAUUCUGUAAUGACAACGGGAGGACAAUCAUCUGCUAAACUUAGUGUUGACUUGAAACCUCUGAAGAUUUUGACACCUCUGACUGAUCAAACUGUAAACAUUGGAAAAGAAAUCUGCUUGAAGUGUGAAAUCUCUGAAAACAUAUCAGGAAAAUGGACUAAAAAUGGCCUACCUGUUCAAGAAAGUGACCGUCUGAAGGUCAUUCACAAAGGAAGAAUCCACAAGUUAGUGAUAGCCAAUGCUCUUACUGAGGAUGAAGGUGAUUAUGUAUUUGCACCAGAUGCCUACUCUGUUACUUUGCCUGCCAAAGUUCAUGUUGUUGAUCCUCCUAAGAUCAUCCUGGAUGGUCUUGAUGCUGACAAUACAGUGACAGUAAUAGCAGGAAGCAAGCUUCGUCUUGAAAUUCCUGUCACCGGAGAACCACCUCCCAAAGCCCUUUGGAGCCGAGCCGAUAAGGCUAUUAUGGAGGGCAGUGGCCGGAUAAGAGCAGAAUCUUACCCUGACAGCAGCACUCUGGUUAUUGACGUUGCUGAAAGAGAUGACUCUGGUGUUUACCACAUAAAUCUGAAAAAUGAAGCCGGGGAAGCACAUGCAAGCAUCAAGAUUAAAGUUGUGGACAUCCCUGAUCCUCCAGUGGCACCAAGUGUGACAGAUGUGGGAGAUGAUUGGUGCAUCAUGAACUGGGAGCCUCCUGUCUAUGAUGGAGGGUCCCCAAUCUUAGGAUACUUUAUUGAGAGGAAAAAGAAACAAAGCUCCAGAUGGAUGAGGCUAAAUUUUGAUCUCUGCAAAGAAACAACUUUUGAGCCCAAGAAGAUGAUUGAAGGUGUAGCUUAUGAGGUCCGCAUCUUUGCAGUCAAUGCCGUUGGUAUCUCCAAGCCCAGUAUGCCCUCCAAGCCUUUUGUUCCUUUGGCUGUAACCAGCCCUCCUACACUUCUGGCCGUUGACUCUGUAACUGACACCACUGUCACAAUGAAGUGGAGGCCCCCGGACCAGAUUGGUGCAGCAGGUUUAGAUGGCUAUGUGCUAGAGUAUUGCUUUGAAGGAAGUACAUCAGCAAAACAGUCUGAUGAAAAUGGGGAGGCUGCAUAUGACCUACCAGCCGAGGAUUGGAUAGUUGCAAACACAGAUCUGAUCGAUAAGACCAAGUUCACCAUCACAGGUCUGCCUACAGAUGCAAAGAUCUUUGUUCGCGUGAAGGCUGUGAACGCUGCGGGCGCCAGCGAGCCCAAAUACUACUCCCAGCCCAUCCUGGUGAAGGAAAUCAUAGAGCCUCCGAAGAUUCGCAUCCCAAGGCACCUGAAGCAAACCUAUAUCCGCAGAGUUGGAGAAGCUGUCAAUCUGGUUAUACCUUUCCAGGGAAAACCAAGGCCAGAAUUAACUUGGAAGAAAGAUGGUGCAGAAAUUGAUAAGAAUCAAAUAAACAUUCGCAACUCUGAGACUGAUACAAUCAUAUUUAUCAGAAAAGCAGAAAGGAGCCACUCUGGGAAAUAUGAUCUGCAAGUCAAAGUGGAAAAAUUUGUGGAAACGGCUUCAAUCGAUAUCCAGAUCGUUGACCGUCCAGGUCCACCUCAACUGGUGAAGAUUGAGGAUGUCUGGGGAGAGAAUGUUGCUCUAUCAUGGAUACCACCAAAGGAUGAUGGAAAUGCAGCCAUCACAGGGUACACGAUCCAGAAAGCUGAUAAGAAGAGCAUGGAAUGGUUCACUGUCAUUGAGCAUUACCACCGAACCAAUGCUACCAUUACUGAACUGGUCAUAGGAAAUGAAUAUUAUUUCCGGGUCUUUGCUGAGAACAUGUGUGGCCUCAGUGAGGAUGCAACAAUGACUAAGGAGAGUGCUGUGAUCGCCAAGGAUGGUAAAAUCUACAAAAAUCCAGUGUAUGAAGAUUUUGAUUUCACGGAGGCACCCAUGUUUACUCAGCCUUUGGUUAACACCUAUGCUGUGGCUGGUUACAAUGCCACCCUGAACUGCAGUGUGAGAGGAAAUCCUAAGCCCAAAAUAACCUGGAUGAAAAACAAAGUUGCUAUUGUGGAUGACCCAAGAUACAGGAUGUUCAGCAACCAAGGGGUCUGUACUCUGGAGAUUCGCAAGCCUAGCCCCUAUGAUGGAGGCACUUACUGCUGCAAAGCUGUCAAUGACCUUGGGACAGUGGAGAUCGAAUGCAAACUGGAGGUGAAAGUGAUAUAUCAAGGACUAAAUACCCCUGGACAACCAAUCUUCCUGGAGGGGCAGCAACAGGUGGUCUUUCCUUCUGCAGGCUUCUCUUGCAAGGCGUACCUCCUAACAUAA
Molecule: messenger RNA, 3900 nt
Organism: Puma concolor (puma)
Lineage: Eukaryota; Metazoa; Chordata; Mammalia; Carnivora; Felidae
Source: RefSeq, a predicted model, not a curated record